Molecule: messenger RNA, 1564 nt
Organism: Diospyros lotus (date-plum)
Lineage: Eukaryota; Viridiplantae; Streptophyta; Magnoliopsida; Ericales; Ebenaceae
Product: probable E3 ubiquitin-protein ligase RHC1A
Exons: 2
Coding region: 82-1158 (358 amino acids)
Biological process (GO): protein ubiquitination
Cellular component (GO): cytoplasm
Molecular function (GO): ubiquitin protein ligase activity
Source: RefSeq, a predicted model, not a curated record
GGAGAGAAUCGCUUUUCGCACUUCCACAAAGCUAUUCCUUGUUUGACAUUCUUCUUCUUCUUCUUCUUCUUCUUCUUCUUCAUGUUCGGAUGCAUCCAUCCAUAUAAUAUAUGCAGAGAGAGAGAGAGAGAGAGAGAGAGCAAACUUGGAUUCUUUGAAGGCUUCGAGAUCGCAAUCAUGUCGCUGAGCGUUCCUCGACAAACAACCGACGCCAACAGGAACUUCCAGCUGUACUGGUGCUAUCACUGCCACCGGACGGUCAGGUUGGCCCCCCAGAACCCGUCCGAGAUCAUCUGUCCCCGUUGCUUCGGUGAGUUCCUUUACGAGAUCGACCUUGUCAGGCCCGAUCCCCUCCUCGAGUUCACUCAAUUCGAUCCCUCCCCAGAAGCCCGCUUUCUCGAAGUCCUAUCUAUCAUGUUGGAUCCCCUGACCCGCACGAGAAAUCGAGUCCUUGACACGAGAGAAGAUCAUCCUUUAAUAGACGCAAGAUUCCGUGCGCCAAGGCGGCGAAAUCGUUUAUCUGAUGAGAGAGCGGAAGGCGGCAGCCGGGGCUGGCAGUGGCCGUGGCACCGAAACCGGGUUUUCGACUUAACGGACGAUGAAUGGACGCCGGAAAGCGGGAUUCUGGCCCGCCCCAGGCGCUGGAUUUUGGUGCCAGGCGGACGAAAUGCCGAGCAGGAAAACUUGAUGCCUUCAGGGGUCAAUCCUCGGGAUUACUUUGCAGGGCCAGGGCUAAGCGAGCUGAUUGAACAACUGACUCAAAAUGACAGACAGGGUCCUGCCCCAGCGCCAGACUCCGCCAUAAACGCUCUUCCCACCGUGAAGAUCACGCCGAACCAUCUGGCUAGCGAUUCGCUUUGCCCGGUUUGCAAGGAGGAGUUCGAAGUUGGUGGGGAAGCGAGGGAGCUUCCUUGCAACCACAUAUAUCAUUCUGAUUGCAUUGUUCCAUGGUUGAGGCUUCACAAUUCUUGCCCAGUAUGCCGCCACGAGGUGCAGGUGGCGGUCAACGUCGGAGCUCGGGCUGAGUCGUCUGAUGAUGACGGUAGGAACAGGCGGUGCAUGAGGCUGAGACAACUGGCUUCUUUGUGGCCCUUUCGCUCGAGGUAUCGACCACCCAACCAUGGAGCUGAUGGAUCGAGAUCUUGCCUUAUUCUAUAGCUGGUAAUGUUGCAGUAAACGCUCGAACAUGUUAUUCUUAUCAGCUAAUUAUCAGUGGCUAGUUGAAGUUCAAGCACGGUAUAUGGGAUGGGAUGGGAUGGUAUGGUAUGGUAUGUCAGUUUCUCUAUGCUGCUAAUGGUAAAUGCGUUACAACCCUCGAAUGAUUUUGCUGAAUUCCUCAGAAACUUUUGGUUUCUUUUUCUGCAUGAUGCAGGGUUUUAGAGGAUUCAAGUCUCCACAGGGGAUGCCGCAAGUUCUUCCUUGUACGAGGAUAAUCUAUUGCUAUAAGCCUCUUCGGCUAUUUGGUGUACAUGACGUCUGAAAUAAAAAAAACCCUCAAAGAAAACAAACUAAAAACAAAGAGAGACAGUUAUAUGGGCCAAACUGCAGAAGCUGUAUAUAGUUC